UCUCUCGCUCCUCCAAUGAGCGCCUUUCCCGCAAAAAGUGGCCGCCACAGCAUGCAACAAGUAGACCUGCCAUAUUUUCUGUAAAACAAUGUCGAGCCCUGCUAGAGAAGAUGGAUCAGAACUGGCCGAUUCGGCCAAUUCUCCCACCUCCCCAGCCCGAGGCAGACGUCGAUCCCUUGGGUCUGAGGCCGUCACAUCCCCAGUUCGCGAACUUGAUGAGUUUGAGGACGAAUCCGACCUUAUCGGAGGCAAUGAUGAAGUCGAGGACCAGGCGCCCGUGGAAGAGGAGGAUGAGGAAGGCGAAGAGCUUUUUGGAGAGAACAUGGAAGCAGAUUAUCGACCCAUGCCCACUCUUGAUCGUUACGAUCCUAACAUGUUGGACGACGAAGAAGACUAUGAUGCAAUGUCACCAGCAACUAGGGCUGCUGUAGAGCAAGAGCUUCGUCGAAGGGACAAAGAGCUUGGAGGUCGAAGAGGAUUAGAAUAUGAGGAGAGUGAUGAAGAAGGUGAUGGAGUUGCCCCUCGACGAAAACGACGUCAGGCUGACAAAGCUGCUGAAGGCGACAUCGAGGAUUCUGAGAUGAUUGAAUCCAUUGAGAAUUUAGAGGACACCAAAGGGUACUCUACAAAGGAGUGGGUGUCGAUGCUUGGACCAAGCACCGAAAUCGCCAACAGGUUCAAGAGCUUCCUGAGAAACUACGUAAAUGAGCAAGGACAGUUUGUCUUCCGUGAAAGAAUGAGAAAGAUGUGUGAAAGCAAUAUGUCCAGCUUUGUUGUGGAAUUCCCUGUGCUUGUUGCUAAAGAGCAAAUUCUGGCUUAUUUCCUUCCUGAGGCUCCACUUGAAAUGCUUCAGAUUUUUGACAAAGUUGCCAAGGAGUUGGUUCUCAACAUGUUCCCUCAGUAUGAAAGAGUUGCCUCCGAGAUCCAUGUUAGGAUUUCAGACCUGCCUCUUGUGGAAGAAAUCAGAACCUUUAGAAAACUGCAUCUCAAUCAGCUUGUGAGGACCAAGGGUAUCGUAACUGCAACCACAGGCGUUUUGCCUCAGUUGUCUGCUAUCAAGUUUGACUGUAACAAGUGCGGAUUUGUUCUGGGUCCAUUUAUGCAGAGGCAGAACAACGAGGUUAAGCCUGGAAGCUGUCCAGAGUGUCAGUCCUCCGGACCUUUCAUGGUCAACAUGGAACAAACUUUGUACCGAAACUAUCAAAAAAUCGUGAUCCAAGAGUCUCCAUCCCGUAUUCCACCUGGCCGUGUCCCUCGUUCCAAGGACUGCAUCCUGUUAGGUGAUUUGUGUGACAGGUGCAAGCCUGGAGACGAAGUUGACGUCACAGCCAUCUACUCAAAUCAGUAUGACGGCUCUCUCAACACUAAGCAAGGCUUUCCAGUUUUCUCUACCAUUCUGAUUGCAAAUUAUGUGGCUGUUCAGGAUUCUAAAGAAAUUGUCCAAGCACUCACGGAUGAUGACAUCACUCAAAUCCGUAAGCUCAGCAAGGACAAGAAAAUCUUAGACAGGAUUGGCAAGUCCAUUGCUCCAUCAAUUUACGGCCACCAGUUUAUCAAAAGAGCACUCACUCUCUCCCUCUUUGGUGGAGAGUCCAAGAAUCCUGGUGACAAGCACAAAGUUAGAGGUGACAUCAAUGUGCUCAUGUGUGGUGACCCUGGUACAGCCAAAUCGCAGCUGUUGAAAAGCUUGGAGCAUGCUUGUCCAAGGGCAGUGUUUACCACAGGCCAAGGUGCCUCCGCAGUUGGUUUAACGGCCUACGUUCGAAGAUCCCCCAUGACCAGGGAGUGGACUCUGGAAGCUGGUGCGUUGGUCUUGGCUGAUUCUGGAAUUUGCCUGAUUGACGAGUUUGACAAGAUGAACGACCAAGACAGGACCUCCAUUCACGAAGCCAUGGAGCAGCAAAGUAUUUCCAUCUCCAAAGCUGGUAUUGUGACAUCAUUGCAAGCUCGAUGCGCUGUUAUUGCUGCUGCCAAUCCCAUCGGCGGACGCUACGAUCCCACCCUUACAUUCACGGAAAAUGUGAACUUGAGUGAGCCGAUCUUGUCUCGUUUUGAUGUCUUGUGUGUUGUGAAAGACGAGGUUGACCCAGUGAGAGAUUCUCAACUGGCCAGAUUUGUCGUAAACUCACACAUUUCGCACCACCCUGCAAGUGCUGACAAUGCAGAUAUUCGACUUUUGCCUCAAGAAUUUGAUGCUGAUGAUGAACUAGAGGUCAUUCCUCUGCAUCUGUUGAAGAAGUAUGUUGUGUUUUCAAAGCAGAGUGUCCGUCCAAAGUUGAUGGGCAUCGAUCAGGAUAGGGUGGCCAAAAUGUACAGCAAGCUUCGACAAGAGUCUUUGGCCACUGGCAGCUUGCCGAUUACUGUGCGCCAUGUGGAGAGUUUGAUUCGCUUGGCGGAGGCCAAUGCGCGCCUCCACCUCAGAGAUCAAGUGCAAGAGGCGGACGUUGAUCUCGCCAUCUCCAUCACCCUUGAGAGCUUCAUUAGCACACAGAAGUUCAGCGUCAUGCGCUCAAUGAGACAGACUUUCCAGAAGUUCCUUGGAUUCCAGCAGGAGCGCUCGGAGCUUCUGUACUACAUUUUGCGCCAGAUGACUUUGGACCAACUGACCUUCCAGAGGUGUGUGCGAGGACAGCAAUCUGAUGCUGUUGAAAUUGCAGAGAAGGACUUCCUUGCCAGGGCUAAUAUGGUAACUCCCGAUGAGGUGCAGUCAUUCUACAAAAGCAACAUCUUUAAGAAAAACCACUUCUCAUAUGAACCCUCAAGGAAGAUGAUCAUCCAGCUCUUACCAGAAAAUUGAACUUCUUGAGAGGCGCAAACUUUUAUAAUCUUUUAAUAAAUUAUGCCAAAUAUUUUUCGACGGAUCGUAAGACAUCAGUUUCAACUGCAUGUACCAUACCAAAAAGUGGAGGUGCCGGGGAUCGAACCCGGGGCCUUUCACAUGCAAAGCGAACGCUCUACCACUGAGCUACACCCCCUGUUGUCAAAGUGCAGAACUAGAGGCCUAUUUAAUUCACAAGUCAGUGGUCUGUGACGUCAU
This is a messenger RNA of Neocloeon triangulifer, 3037 nucleotides long. It is a transcript of the gene Mcm2, whose product is annotated as DNA replication licensing factor Mcm2. Lineage: Eukaryota; Metazoa; Arthropoda; Insecta; Ephemeroptera; Baetidae. The transcript is spliced from 14 exons. The record is from RefSeq and is a predicted model, not a curated record. Bases 89 to 2797 code for a protein of 902 amino acids. Gene Ontology annotation, biological process: DNA replication; double-strand break repair via break-induced replication; mitotic DNA replication initiation. Gene Ontology annotation, molecular function: single-stranded DNA helicase activity; single-stranded DNA binding; 3'-5' DNA helicase activity. Gene Ontology annotation, cellular component: nucleus; MCM complex.